This is a messenger RNA of Camelina sativa (false flax), 1024 nucleotides long. Lineage: Eukaryota; Viridiplantae; Streptophyta; Magnoliopsida; Brassicales; Brassicaceae. The record is from RefSeq and is a predicted model, not a curated record.
UUACUCUACUCGUCAGGGAUUCCCUGUAACGCGGCAAUCCUAAAGAAAGAUAUAUCAGAAAAUUUUUGAGAGAUGCAGAGAGGCAGAUAGCUGUAUUCUCAUAAGCAUAACUUCAAGAUUAGGUCACAACCCCUUUUUUUUGUGGUUUUUCUCCUACUUCUUGGUUCUCCCCUCUCCCAAGAAGCGAACCUUAGCAGCAAACCCAGAUAAAAAAACAGACUUGGACAUUUGGAUUUGCGUGUCUCGUUUCAGGUCUCAUUUUGGGUUGCUUCCUCCUGGUAAGAGUUAUAUUGUGGGAGAAAGAGAGAAAUCAAAUGCCGGAGGAAGAUUUGGUUGAACUUAAAUUCCGGUUAUAUGACGGUUCAGAUGUUGGACCCUUUCAGUAUUCUCCAACUGCUACAGUCUCAAUGCUAAAGGAGAGAAUUGUCUCCGAGUGGCCUAAAGACAAGAAGAUUGUGCCAAAAUCAGCUAGUGACAUCAAGUUGAUAAAUGCUGGUAAGAUAUUGGAGAAUGGUAAAACUGUUGCACAGUGUAAAGCUCCAUUUGAUGAUCUCCCUAAAUCCGUCAUUACAAUGCAUGUUGUUGUGCAACCGUCUCCAACGAAAGCAAGACCAGAGAAAAAAAUCGAAGAGGAAGCCCCACAGAGAAGCUUUUGCUCAUGUACCAUCAUGUGAGUAAAACAACAAGUCCCAAAUCUAAAAAUCUGAAAGAGUUAAGCUUUGCUUCUCUGUGGUUUUGCUAGAAGACCCUAAAAACUUGAACUACCAUUUUCGCGCUUCAUAUUCUAUAUAUUCAUCACAAGUUCAAAAAAAGCAUCAUCAAUGGCGUUAUAAAGCUGGUCUAUUAGAGUUGUUAUCUUUUGUUCUGAAGAAAAAAACUCUUGUUUGGAGCAUCCAUUAUAAAGAUAAGAGUUUUGUCUUCUAUUUUGUUUCCAUGAACUAAUUCUACUAUUCUAGUAUCUUUGUAAACAUAUCUUGUAUGGUUCUGUUAAUCUUUAGUACACCUUAGACCUGUCUUUCCUCUA